AUGUUUGAUGCACCUACAAGCACACUGUACAAUUCUUUAAACACUCUGCUGGACAGUCCUAAAGAAUAUUUAGCCGAUGUCUGUUUUACAUUUCCAUCCACUGAAAUCUAUGCUCAUCGAGCCAUCAUCUUGACUAGGGCACCAAGAGAAUUUCUCGAACGUUAUCUACCUGAAUUAUUGGAGGAGGAUCACAUUGCAGAUAUUGAUUUACCAAUCAAGUUGGAUAUAAGCAAUAUCAUCUCUCAAGAUGUAUUUACACCAUUGCUUCGAUUUUGGUACACUGCUUCCUAUUAUAGCCUUGUAUCACCUCAAUCAAGUAUAUCAGAUUUGUCGGUCAAUACCCCUAUCAAUGGCUCCCCUCGGUUGACUGGAAAAGAUGCUUUACUGCAGCAGCCGGCUAUUCAAAGUCCACCUCCAGGCUUUCAAUCAUCAGACAUUCAACAAGAACUGGAGCAACUAGGCAUUGAACUAGGCACUGCUUUGCUACCACCUCAUUGUGAUUCAGUGCCAGACUUUGUACAAUUAGUAAGCGACUUGAAGCGAAUGCGGGACGAAAAAAUUGCUACCGAUGUAACAGUUAGUCUUAUCUCGAGCAGCAGCGCAGCAUCAAAUGAUGUGAGCCACAGCAGCAGCAGCAGCAGCAAUAACAGCACUCAGUUGACCACCAUUCCAAGCCUCUUGUCGACUUCGCCUGAAAACCAUAUCCAUCCAGUGGACAUUACAGUAGCAGAAUUCCGAGCCCAUCGCUUCCUGUUGGCAGCGCAAUCACCCUACUUUUACUCGCUGUUUUGCACGCAGUUCCAAGAAGCAUCCAGCACCAUGGUACACUUGACAGAUGACCUGUUCAAUGAAGCCAUCAUUGAAGUGGUACUCAACUUUUUUUACACCGACAAAAUUAUUGUGAAACCACUGCCCACCAACAACGCCAAGCUCUCCUCGCCAUUGCAACGUCGACUCCAACACAACAAACAUGCACUGCGAGUGAUACAAAAGGCAUUUUAUUCCGCAGAUUAUUUGGGUCACAGUGAUACACUGGGUGGCGCUAUCUUGCACGAAAUGGAGAGGCUAUGCCACCAAUUCAAAUGCGUGUGCGCAGAAUGUGCUGUGCUGCUGCCUUCCAUGCUGGCUUGGUCUGAUAAACAUGUAGAGGCCGUACCUAAACUGAGACGCACCUUGAUCCUGCUGUACUCGGAUCCUGUGCAUUCAUUGGCUCCUCUAUGGUCGCAGCGACCCUUUGCCAUGCUGAUUACCUCCAUGGUCCCUUCUGCCGCUUCGUUGGGUGAAGACACACUGGCAGCUGUCACCAAACAAGAACCACUGUUUCGUGCCAGAACGCCCAAGACCCUCAUUCAUGAAAUUGUAGAACGUACCUUUUACAAUGUGACCAAACACAAUGCCAUUCAUGUGCUCCACUCGCUGCAUCUCUGCUUAUCGCAAAUUCGCAGUGCUGAUCCCUGCCCUUCCUGGUCUCGUCCUGCACUGGACCUUGUCAACCCAAUUCUGCACUAUACGGUCGGCAUGGUGUCUCAGUUCUUUGAUUUCUACUGUGUAGAGUAUCCCAUUUUACUGUCUUGUGUGGAUGGCAUUGGAGCAGGCUUCUCUGUCGACUUUCUGGAUUUUUUGUUGCGCCAUGUACUCAAUGAAGGCAUCACGGAAACAAAUGCCGGUGUCAUUUACCAAGGUAUUCUUCGUGAUCUCGUAGGGCGUCAAGAAGUCGUGCAGAACAUGGCCAUUGACGAUGUGCUGAUUAAGGGUCGAUCCGGUUGUGCUGCCUACAUUGCAAAAAAUUGGACCAAGGUCAAAUCACAGGGCGGGUUUCGUACAUUGGAUAAAUCCACCAUGCGCCAAUUAGCCGAAGAUAUCAACGUGCCUUACCGUUCAUUGACCAAGCCGUUUGAUACCGACUUUUCCAAUAUCUUUAGUUUCAAGCCUCGCAAGUCCAAAAAGUACUAUCAAAAUGCACAAGAUUGCAAAAACGCUGCAUUGGCCGAAGUGUAUACGCGUCGUCUAUCGCUUGGCCAUCUGAUGACUCGAUCUUCCACUACGCAAGCCAGUGAAUCUUCUCGUCGUGUGCAAAGACCCAGAGCGCUGUCUACUGAAUCUGUGCUGGUGUCUAGUCUCAGACGUUAUCACACAGAUCAAACGGCACCGCCCAGUGACAACCAGCCCCUGAUCAAUAUGCUAGCCUAUGAAACUCUAGAAAGGGGACGACAAUUAGAGGAGGAAGACAAUCGCAGCGAACCACUGACAAACACCAUGUCUGUAGAAGAGCACGAAAUCCAAACAGCCACCCAAAAUAACACUAUUGCCAACACGUUAUCUGAAUUCACGCGUCCAUUGCUUCGUACGAGCUCGUCAUUUACAUCAUUAACAGAUCAACUGUUACCUGUCGAUGUCGUCUUGCAAACGCAUGUAUCACCCACAUCUCCACCACCAUCUUCACAAACCAUGCCUGCUUGCAUCACAACACGCCCCAGUAGGCUCAAAUUCGAAUUACCAACUACACCCGCUCGGUCCAAAUCUCCCAGCGCUCCUUCAACACCAUCCUCAUCCUCCAUGCCAUCUUUGUAUAUCCAAACUAACAACAACACAAACGCCUCUGCUGCUGGUUUCUUAUCUCCUCCAGUCAAUCAGAAGCACAGCAGAAAUCGAAGAGGCAGCAAGACGCGUCGGUCGAGAUGGAGUAUCGGUAGUAAUAGCGAUGUGAGUGAUGAUGAGGAAUCCUCUCUUCCUCCUGCAGUAGGUGAUAAGAUUGAAUUAUUGCGUCGUCCUUUGCCAACCAUGGGUACUAUCAAAUACAUUGGCCCGGUUCAGUUUGCAGAAGGUCCUUAUAUUGGCGUCGAACUUGAGAGCAGAUUGGGUAAAAGCGAUGGCUCAGUAGAUGGUGUGCGGUACUUUCAUACAGAUCCUCAAAGAGCACUGUUUGUAAAGCCUGAUGAUUUCAAAAUCUUGAGCAACAGUCAUACAAACAAUCAUCACAGAUAG
Mucor velutinosus is the source of this 2985-nucleotide messenger RNA. Its product is annotated as ADP/ATP carrier protein. NCBI's taxonomy places the organism in Eukaryota, Fungi, Mucoromycota, Mucoromycetes, Mucorales, Mucoraceae. The record is from RefSeq and is a predicted model, not a curated record. Gene Ontology annotation, molecular function: ubiquitin protein ligase binding. Gene Ontology annotation, cellular component: cytoplasm. Bases 1 to 2985 code for a protein of 994 amino acids. Gene Ontology annotation, biological process: proteasome-mediated ubiquitin-dependent protein catabolic process; regulation of proteolysis. The transcript has 3 exons.